GCGAUCUCUUCUCCUUUCUUCACCGUCUUCCAUUCUCCUCCUCUUCAUCAUCCUCAUUUCCCUUCCACUCGAUCUUUCAUCAAUGGCGCUUCCCUUUGCCACAUCCUCCUCCGCCACCGCUGCUCCCGGCAAUCCCCUGCUUUCCUUCUCGUCUUCAAUUUCACCCUCCAUUCCCGCUCUUCCCAGCCGCUGCCUCCUCCCGCGCCGUUCCCACUCUCGGACCGCAACUGUGCGCGCCAAGAUCCGCGAGAUCUUUAUGCCGGCGCUGAGCUCCACAAUGACCGAAGGCAAGAUCGUGUCCUGGAUCAAGUCCGAGGGCGACCGCCUUUCCAAGGGCGAGAGCGUCGUAGUCGUCGAGUCGGACAAGGCCGAUAUGGACGUCGAGACCUUCUACGAUGGCAUCCUAGCCGCCAUCGUCGUCCCUGAGGGCGAGGUCGCCCCCGUCGGCGCCCCGAUCGGUCUCCUCGCCGAGACCGAGGACGAGGUUGCCCUAGCCAAAGCCAAGGCGCAGUCUCCAGCGCAAUCACGGACGGCUGCUGUAUCUGCUUCUCCGCCGUCUCCGGUCGCAGCAGCUCCCGUUGCUUCACCCUUGACCGUGCCAGCCGAGGGAUCGAGGAAAUUGGUGGCUACACCCUACGCUAAAAAACUCGCGAAGCAGCACAAGGUGGAUAUUGGCUCUGUGACAGGGACCGGGCCCUUUGGGAGAGUUACUCCUCAGGAUGUGGAGCUAGCUGCUGGGAUCCAACCUAAGAAACCUUCUCCGACUCCUGUCGCAGCUCCUCCUUCCGUAUCGAAAGGUGCCGCUGUUACUCCCGUUGCAGAAAAAGCUGCUGCGCCUGCUGCAUUACCUCCAAUCCCGGGCUCUACAGUGGUGCCAUUUACGACAAUGCAGGCAGCAGUGUCGAAGAACAUGUUGGAAAGUCUAUCGGUGCCCACAUUUCGGGUUGGGUAUCCAGUGAUCGCAAAUGCUCUUGAUGCACUGUAUGAAAAGGUCAAGUCAAAAGGUGUGACUAUGACUGUCCUAUUGGCAAAGGCUGCAGCAAUGGCACUUGCACAGCAUCCGGUUGUUAAUGCUAGCUGCAAGGAUGGGAAGAGCUUCAGUUAUAAUAGCAACAUCAAUAUUGCAGUGGCUGUGGCAAUUGAUGGUGGGCUUAUAACUCCUGUUCUCCAAGAUGCUGAUAAGCUGGAUAUCUAUCUCCUUUCUCAAAAAUGGAAGGAACUUGUGAGCAAAGCUCGAUCUAAGCAGCUCCAGCCCAAAGAGUAUAAUUCAGGAACAUUUACCCUGUCUAACCUUGGCAUGUUUGGAGUUGAUAGAUUUGAUGCUAUUCUUCCUCCGGGUCAGGGGGCAAUUAUGGCUGUGGGAGCAUCCAAACCAACAGUUGUGGCUGGUGCUGAUGGUUUCUUUACUGUAAAGAACAAAAUGCUGGUGAAUGUAACAGCAGAUCACCGGAUUAUUUAUGGUGCAGACUUGGCUGCUUUCCUUCAAACAUUUUCGAAGAUAAUAGAAAAUUCUGAUAACUUGACUCUGUAAGAGCAUCUUUGGGUCAUCUAUCUGUGUUGUAGAUUUUCAGCUUAUAGGACCUUUUGUUAGCUCUACAGGUAUGUUGCUGAAAAUUUUAAUUUUUUUCACCAGCUUCUCAUGGCUUUUCUAUUAUGUUUUCUAUGUUGAAAAUGGAACAAGUUGAGUGUAUUGCCAUUUUUUUUUAAUAAAGUCUGCAUGAUUUUUUCAUUUUCCA
Dendrobium catenatum is the source of this 1736-nucleotide messenger RNA. RefSeq names its product dihydrolipoyllysine-residue acetyltransferase component 4 of pyruvate dehydrogenase complex, chloroplastic. The record is from RefSeq and is a predicted model, not a curated record. The transcript has 6 exons. Gene Ontology annotation, biological process: pyruvate decarboxylation to acetyl-CoA. The coding region runs from base 83 to 1531 and encodes 482 amino acids. Gene Ontology annotation, molecular function: dihydrolipoyllysine-residue acetyltransferase activity. Lineage: Eukaryota; Viridiplantae; Streptophyta; Magnoliopsida; Asparagales; Orchidaceae. Gene Ontology annotation, cellular component: chloroplast thylakoid; pyruvate dehydrogenase complex; chloroplast envelope.